AUGGAUCAACUAAAGCAAAUUCACCUCCAAACCAUCGUAACAGGUGUUAGCCUAGACCCUCUUGUAUGUUCCAUGAUUAUCAUCUUUUGUUGCAACCAUCAUUUGGGCGAUAUCAAUUACGCACGCCAAGUGUUCGACAAAACUCCCCAACCAAAAGUUUUCCUUUGGAAUACCAUGAUCAAGGGAUACUCUCGCACUACCCAAACCCAACAUGCCAUCUCCAUGUAUAUACAGAUGUUAAGAACGAACGUGAAGCCCGAUGAUUACACAUUUCCAUUUCUGCUAAAAGGAUUUACACCAUCCAUCAGUUCAAAAAUCGGAAAGGCAAUACAUAGUCAUGUAUAUAAAUUGAGGUUUGAUUCUAAUCCAGCUGUCCAAACAUCGCUAAUACACAUGUACUCUUUAUAUGGAAACAUGGAUGACACUAGACGGGUUUUUGACACAAGUUUAAAAAACGAUCCCAUAGCUUGGAAUAUCAUGAUCACUAGCUACAACAGAAGCAAACUAUUCAACGAAUCAAAAAAUCUUUUUGACAAAAUGGAGAAAACACAAGUCAAACCCACUCUCAUCACUCUCGUUUCAAUCCUAUCAGCUUGCUCAAAACUAAAAGACAUUAAUGGAACCAAACACAUUCAUCAAUACAUCAAGAACAACAAAAUCGAUCCAAAUGUGAAAUUAAAUAACACAUUACUCGAUGCGUAUGCCACCUGUCACGAAAUGGACACCGCACUUGAAGUUUUCACAAACAUGAAAACAAGAGAUGUGAUUUCAUGGACAGUGAUUUUAUCGGGGUUUCUCAACAUCGGGAAAUUCGAUUUCGCUCGCGAUUUUUUCGAUCGGAUCCCAGUAAAAGAUUCGAUUUCAUGGACUACAAUGAUUAACGGGUAUGUAAGUCAAAACAGGUUCAAGGAAAGUUUAAUGCUUUUCAAGAAAAUGCAAGAUGAAAAAAUCGAACCCGAUGAGUUCACCAUGGUUAGUGCUCUCACAGCGUGUGCGAACAUGGGUGCACUCGAGUUAGGUGAGUGGGUGAAGGUUUGCAUCGACAAGAACCACAAUCUUAAAAUAAAAAACGAUGUUUUUGUGGGGAAUGCACUUAUAGACAUGUACUUUAAGUGUGCAGAAGUUGGUAAAGCAGUGGAUGUUUUCAAAAAAAUGGUGAAGGAAGACAAGUUUACUUGGACUAAUAUGAUUGUUGGAUAUGGUAUGAAUGGAUUUGGAAAUGAAGCGAUAAACAUGUUUAAUGCGAUGAUGAAAGAAUCGAUAAAACCAGAUGGGGUUUGUUACCUUGGUGUUCUUUGUGCUUGUAUGCAUAGUGGUAAGGUAGAUGAAGGGAGAAAGUUGUUUGAUGACAUGAGAAUUCACCAUGGAAUUGAGCCAGAGGUGGAGCAUUACGGGUGUAUGGUUGAUCUUUUGGGUAGAUCUGGGCUUUUGAGUGAAGCUUAUGAGUUUAUAAACGCAAUGCCAAUUAGACCGAAUUCGGUAGUUUGGCGUGCACUUCUUGGAGCUUGUGGGAUUUAUAAAGAUGUGGAUUUGGGUGAAAUAGUUGCUAGAAAACUUGUUGAAUUAGAGCCGGAUAAUGGUGCAGGGUAUGUAUUGUUGUGUAAUAUAUAUGGAGCUUGUAAUAGGUGGGAAGAUUUACGUGAAGUAAGAAAUCUAAUGAUGAAUAAAAGGGUCACGAAAACCCCGGGUUGUAGUUGUAUAGAGGUUUAUGGAAGCAUUCAUGAAUUUGUAGUAUGUGAUAGAUCUCAUUUUCGAUGUGAUGAGAUAUACUCGAUGUUGGAGAGGAUAACACAAGAUUUGAAAGUUUCUGGGUAUACACCGAAGAGUAAUGGGAAGUUUCUUGAUUUCGGAGAGUGGGGGUAA
Molecule: messenger RNA, 1863 nt
Organism: Lactuca saligna
Lineage: Eukaryota; Viridiplantae; Streptophyta; Magnoliopsida; Asterales; Asteraceae
Source: the annotation of a GenBank genome assembly